Messenger RNA from Alternaria metachromatica, 507 nucleotides. RefSeq lists its product as uncharacterized. Bases 1 to 507 code for a protein of 168 amino acids. The record is from RefSeq and is a predicted model, not a curated record. Lineage: Eukaryota; Fungi; Ascomycota; Dothideomycetes; Pleosporales; Pleosporaceae. The transcript has 2 exons.
AUGGCCCUUCUAACACAACGCAGGGACAUGCAAAACUGUUUCCGCGAAUACCCCGAAGUCUACGGUUCAGAGCUCGACUCCGACGCCGAUGACGAAGACGACAUGACCGCCGCCCCCGAAACUCCAUCCGACCCCUCCAGUGCGCAACAAGAUUCCUCAUUACAACCCUCCACCAAUGACCACGCCGCCUCAGCUAAGGGAAAAUUCUCUGGUGAACGCAACUCGAAACCACACACACCACAAAACAGCCUCGUUCCCGAAGAGUACAAGCCAAACGCCAAGCACAACCCCGUCAACGACGCAAGGGGAGAUAUGAGCAGCCUGGAUAGCGAGAAGGAGAAGGAGAAGAGCAAGCAGAAGCCAAAGGGCGAGAGCGAUACCGAGAGGGCGAACAAGGCGAGGGCACAGGUCAAGAGCCAGGAGCCUGUUAGCGAGAGCGAGAGUAUGGUGCCCAAGGCUAGUCAUGACGCGAGUGAGAAGGGAACAGGGAAGCUGGAGAGGAAGUAG